Molecule: messenger RNA, 3790 nt
Organism: Strigops habroptila (Kakapo)
Lineage: Eukaryota; Metazoa; Chordata; Aves; Psittaciformes; Psittacidae
Gene: RMI1
Product: RecQ mediated genome instability 1
Exons: 2
Coding region: 486-2357 (623 amino acids)
Biological process (GO): double-strand break repair via homologous recombination; resolution of meiotic recombination intermediates
Cellular component (GO): nuclear body; RecQ family helicase-topoisomerase III complex
Molecular function (GO): nucleotide binding
Source: RefSeq, a predicted model, not a curated record
CUCCGUGAGGGCUAGGACUAGGCAGGCCUGGCCGCCGGGAAGAGGGCAGUACCAUGUGCGCUGCCGCCGGUUGGUCGUUUUACCUGCCCUCAGAGGGAGCCGUGAUGGACGCGGUGCGGGGGGGCGGCAAAGGAGAGCGACAGCGACCUCGGUCGUGAGGAGAGAAAAUGGCGCCUGCGAAAACCCCGCCUUGUGCUCGCUACCGGGCGCCGGCAGGGGGGGGGGAGGGGGGGGAAGGAAGGAAGGAAGGAAAGGGAAGGGGGGGGGGAACGGUGGGGCAAAGGCCUCUCGCGAUGGUUAAAAGCGCGCGCGACGGACCGCUCUUAUUGGCUGCUGGGUCGCGCGGCGUUUUUGGGAAGCUGCGUGCGGACAGCGGCUGCGACCUCCACUCCUCAGCCCAGCCCCCAGCCCCGGCGGCAGGGGGAGCCGAGGCCGCCCCGCCGGCGCCGCCCGCUCGCCCCGGGAAUUCACACUCUUAAAAGAAAAUGUCUACACCUAACAUUGCAGCAAGAGUGGAAAGUUGGCUUUCAUCCAAAUGGCAUGUUAAAGUUCCUUUGACGUGGCUGGAUGCAUGUAUUAGUUGGAUCCAGGAAGAAAAUAAUGGUAGUAACUUAAGUCAAACUCAGAUUAACAGUCAGGUAUUUGAGCAAUGGCUUCUUACUGAUCUAAGAGACUUGGAAUAUCCCAUUUUGCCUGACUGCAUCUUAGGUGCUCCCAAAGGAGAGUUGUCAGGCUUCUACUCCAUACAGAUUGAUUCACUGGUUGAUGUUAGCCAGCCAGCAUAUUCCCAGUUGCAGAAGCUAAGAGGGAAAAAUACUGUAAAUGAAGAAGUAACAGCCAGUACUCAAGCAUUCCAGCAGCCCUGGGAAACAAAGCCAACUCGGAUGCUAAUGUUACAACUAACUGAUGGGAUACAUCAAAUUCAGGGCAUGGAGUAUCAACCAGUGCCCGUCCUCCACAGUAAUCUUCCUCCCGGAACAAAAAUCACUGUACAUGGUAAUAUUGCAUAUCGUCUUGGAGUCCUUCUUCUUAAGCCAGAAAAUGUGAAACUGUUGGGGGGUGAAGUGGAUGCUCUUCUGGAGGAGUAUUCUCAGGAAAGAGUCCUUGCUAGAUUAAUUGGAGAAACUGAAAACCCUAUUUCUGUCCAACAAGCUGACCAUGACCACCUUUUUCCAAGGCCUGUGAAUGAGUUAGAACAAAGUCUAGGCCCUUCAGAUGAAGAGCUUUUAGCUAGUCUUGAUGAAAAUAAUGAAUUUGCUUUAAACAAUGAAACAUCUUUAGAAAGCGGAUACUGCAGUAGGAGCAACAAUUUUAGUACAGCCCCAGGUUCACUAACUGCUCCCAAUGGAAAUGUAUUGCCACAGGAAUCUGGAAAUCCUUUGCCCGAUUCAGAUGACCAAGUUUCACUUCUCACAGAAUAUGCUGAUGGCUUUUUAAAUGACUUUCCUUCAGAAGAUGACUUUUUUCUGGAAGAAGAGGUGCAAAGAGAGCUGGAAGAAGUGCCACCCGUGGUCAUAAACGUAGGUUUGGUUACUGAGACACUUCCACAUACAUCUAGAAGCUCCUGCAAUUCAUCUUUAAAUGGCAUUUGCAAAAAAGAUGUGAGUGAAAGCGAUAAGCCAGUAGAAGUUCUCAGCAAGCAAAAGACUUCUGGAAGAACAGUAUUUGAUGGUGAUGGAAAUAGUAUGAGUAGCUUUUUGCAACGCAAAAGCGUGUGUCAGACCUGCAGUUCUGCAGAUUUUAAUUUGGAAAAUCCUCCUGGAGAAAGGCAGAAUAAUGCAGACCUAGAUGGCAGCAGAUAUAAAUCCCAGCAUGCGUCUGACAGCAGGAUGUUAAAUGAUGAUCCUGUAUUUUUCUCAAAAAUGGAUCCAGAAGCAAAUCAGCAGAAGCAUGAUUCACAGACCUUUCCUUGCAGAGCAGUAGAGGCACAUUCAGAUUUACAUUCUCCACCUUUCACGUAUAUUUCUCUUCUCCUUGCAAAAAGACCAGAAACUAUUACAAUACUGAAAGUUAAAUGUUUUAUUGUUACUCUCACUGGAAACCUCACAAGCAACAAUGGGUCCUGGGGUAUAAAGGCAAAAAUUUCUGAUGGUUCAGCUUAUCUUGAAGUAGAUUUUGCUGAUGAUAUUCUAACAAGUUUGAUUGGCUUUUCGGUGUCUGAAAUGAAUAGUUUGAAAAAGGAUCCAGCUUUACUAAAGCUUAAGGAUGGCUUAGAGAAAUGUCAAAAACAACUGAUAGAUCUCUGUUGUUUGAUGACUAUAGAGUUUAAUCCACUUCAGUCUAAAGCCACUGUGUUAAUUCUUCAGGAUGCUGAUGCAAGGCAUCUAGAACAAUUGAAGAAACGUUUGAAUAAAUAAUGUGCAAACUUGCAGACUAUAUAUUAGGAAACAUUUAAGUCAGAUUUCCCCUGAAAGACUGUUGUAAGUUAAAUUUUAAAUUUCAGUGGUAUGUCUCUUCUCUUACCAGGAAAAAUAAUGGAAAGUGAGAAGAGGAGGUGACUUGUUUGAGCAAAACUUAGCAGUUUGUUUCUUAUGGUGGUAAUGAAAGAAGCUUUCAAAUAUUUCUGUUUUUAUUUAAAGUACUCAUGUAUAAUUUUCAUUAUGCAGAAUUCUCUGUGUCAUUGAGUGGUGACCUGGAGUAGCAGAAUUUGAGUAGAAGACUCUCAUACAUAUUCACUAUGCAAGAACUUGAAGUGUAGAGAAAUGGAAGGUUUUUUUCUGAAAGUUCAGGUCUGGGGGAAAAAGAAAACCCAACCCUAUACAUUAAUGAGAUUAAAAGCUGUGUAUUUUAAAAGAUUAAACAAAAAAUACAAAUAUUUUAAAAUCUUUUAUUUAGAGAAAGGUAUGAUUAUAACGUAUGGAGAUUCUCUUUUUUGUUGUGUUGAUGUUGAUCAUUGCUAACAGUUUUGAACCCAUAGGCAACUUUAUUCAUUAACUUUUAUGGUUAAUUUUCUAGCCUUUUACAGAAUAGUCAAGCACUUGUACUACAGACCUGUUAUGUAUAUAUAUAUUUAAUGUUGGUCUUAAUUUUGAUACUUUUUUAUUUCUACUUUUAGAAUGUGUAAAAAUAAAUACAUUAAAGUUUUCAUUUAAACUUUGGUGGAAGCUUCUUAGUCACUGUAAAAUAAAAGUAUGAACCUUGUUGAGUGUGUAAAGUAUCAGAAAUGGUUUGAUUGCUUGUUUUUUUCUGUUGUUGUUCCUUUUCCUUCCUUCCAUCCUUUUCCCUUCUCUUGUUUGUUGUUUUGUUUAUUUGUUUGGGUUUUUUUUUCCCCUUUGAAAUUAGAAGAAUUAAAAUUCUGCCAGGGUAAGGGGACCAUUGACAGAAGUGUGCAGUGUUUGCAAAGACUGUCAAAUUGGUAGCCAGGAGAGGGAUUUUUCUAUUGGACAGUCACUAUCUUAUUUUCAGAGCCUAUUCUUUUUCUGAACAAUGUCUGUUAGGCCAUUGGGAAUUGCUGUGAGAGAUUGUCAGUAUUGCCUUGCUGCCCUGUCCCCACUUGAGAAGCAUCCUUUGAGACUGCAAGUGACCUAAGGAGUCAAUAGAGGUAAUUUGCCAAGUAAGGGAACAGUAGAGGAAGGUGGACGAGGGAGAAUCUUGAGCUUUUUCAGGCUCAAGGCAUGAGAUUUUUUAGGCUUUAUUUUAUACAGUUUAGAAAUGCAUAAAUUCCUGUGUCCCUUUCCUUCCUGUCUUCCUCUUGCCUUCCCCACUUUGCAGAGAACCUGAGCAAACCAUAACCCUGUAAGUUAUCUUAGGGUUAACUUUCUGAGUCUGUUGGGAACUGCGCAUCAUUUAG